Messenger RNA from Owenia fusiformis, 2382 nucleotides. Lineage: Eukaryota; Metazoa; Annelida; Polychaeta; Sabellida; Oweniidae. The record is from the annotation of a GenBank genome assembly.
GUCGUAUUUCCGGUAAAAGCGGAAGUGAAAAAAUAUUGUUAAGAUUUGCAAAAUGUAUCGAAUGUUCGUAUUUUAUAUGCUUUUGAUGGUAUUGCAAGGUGGUAUACAUGUACUUGGGAGUGUUGAGGAUGAAUUUCCAAUCGAAGAAAAUCAAUUCAAUGAGCAGGCAAACAUUGAACCAGUUACAAAAGCAGAAUCAAAUGAAGAAGUACCUAUAAGUGAAGAAGCACACAAUUCUAAUGAAAAGACAUCUCUUGAUAUAAAUGUUGCUAGUUCUAGUAUUGGUGAAAAUAAUAAGGACUCUGAUGUGAAAGAGGCAGAAGACAAUGGAGACAAAGAUACUGUCGAAGAAGAUGGCCAUACUGAAGAAUCUAAGGAGUUUUACCCAGAAACAUCUUUAUUUAACAUUGGUGAUAUGAUCACAAAUGUAAUUGGAGAAAUAGAAGAUGUGAAAGAAAGCCAAGAACAACUCAAGGAAAAUAUGAGAAUAUUGACCGGACAGGGGAUAAAUAAUGUCACAAUGAAUGAUACAAUUGUAAAUGCUACAACUGUGGACAAAAGAAAGUAUGUCUGUACCCCUAAGAACCUAACUAAAAAUGAUACUGAGUUAGAAACUACACCCAUAGUGAAGAUUGUGAAUAGUACAGAACUUUUGGAGAUAUUAACUGAGCGAAAUGGAAGUGCUGGAAAUUGUGCCGUUGUUUUGUUCUUUGCUCCGUGGUGUCCAUUUUGUGCAAAAGCAGCUCCAGAAUUUAAUGCAGUUGCCAGAGCUUUUCCACAGUUGGAUGUCCUUGCCAUAGAUUCAAUGCACUUUAGCAGUCUCAAUGCAAGGUUUGGUACAAUAGCUGUUCCAAAUAUUUUGCUGUUUCACAACACAAAAGCAGUAGCCAAAUUCAAUCAUACCAGUCGUACAUUGGACAAGUUUGUAAACUUUCUAGUGAAUUCCACAGGUUUUGAGCCUGAUAAAUCCGUGAAUGUAACCGCAGAAGAUUACAUUGGUCCUCUAUUGAGCAUACCAACUGAAGAAAAGGACUAUUUACUUUGGGUGGCCUGGCUGUUUCUUAUAGCAUUCACUUCAUGGGUAACUGUCAGAUCACAUAUCGGGCAGAGGUUACGACAAAAUGUUAUGUUAGCGUGGGCCGAACAUCAACACAUGGACUAGUAGAGGCUAGAUUUCUCUCAGUUGAUUUAAGAGAAUAGUGAAAUAAUGGCUGUGAUAUCAAUCACUAAAUGAUGUGUUUACCACACGAGAUCAAGCACAUGCUGAGGAGAGACUUUGUCAUACCAGCAUGAGGCGAGCAUCCAUAAUCGGAGAGACAAGAAUUGCUCGUCUCUGGUAUGACUGAAAAAAAUUAAGAUUGUGAUUGAAAGGAUGAAAGCAUGUAUCAAUUGUCAAGGAGAUUCAUGUUUGAGCAAAACAUCAGAAUAUGGAGAGACAACUUCCAUUGGCAGUGAUAAUGAAGAAAUUCAGAUUGUGACCAAUAUAAACUAUGCAUGAAGAAUGUGAUUGCCAUGGAGACACUGAUUGCCAUGGAGACACUUGUCUGAGUAAAACAUGAGUCUAUGAAAAUAUAUCUGCCUUUUACAGUAGCCUGCCUGUCUGUGUUAAUAAAAUUAAGGUUGUGAUGUAGAAUUGAGAAAAUUAAGUCUGUGAGCUUGUAAUGGAAUCAACAAAUCAGGCGUACAUAACAUAACGUAACAUAAGAUCACCAUAAUACAUCCAAUGAAAGCUCUUGGGUUAAUAUUAGGUAGUCAAGAUAACCUUGUAGAGAAUAACACUUUAUAAGGAAGAGAAUCAAAUUAACCCCAUAUUUGGAUGAAUUAGAUGUGUAAGUAAAACAAUGGAAGUAAAUUAUUCUAUUUUCAAUAGCUGGGAGAUAUGGCUUAUGUCCCUGUAGAACUUAUCUGCCAACAAUGGGGAAUUUUUUUUUUUUUGGUGAAAUAAAAUCUACAUCUUUUUUGAAUAAAUUUACUGAUUGUCAGAAAAUGGACCACUCAUAGAAAUUAUUGUAAAAAUAAGAGAUGGAAGUAAAGGAUAAACAGAUUAUCCUAUGGCGGGUUCCUGAUAUUGGUAUUAUCCCAUGGCCAAUGUAUCUGCCCUCAUGAAAAACCUGGAAAUAAUCUCUGUAUCCUGCAUGAGGUUAUCUCUGAAUAGACUUCAUGUAGUUUCCUCUUCCCUAAGACCCUCCGUAUGUAUGACCUCAUAUUAAUCACACAUUUUGGAAUUCCGUUCCGGAGAAGAAUAGCCCCAGAGUGACCAGUUUUUUUGAAAAAUGUGCAGAAUUUGAAUGAAAUUUUACAUAAUUUCUUUGGAGUUGAAAUAUUGAAACAUACUUGGACAAACCUGAGCAUUUGUUCAAAAUACAAGCUACUGAACAGUAC